Messenger RNA from Spodoptera exigua (beet armyworm), 1674 nucleotides. NCBI's taxonomy places the organism in Eukaryota, Metazoa, Arthropoda, Insecta, Lepidoptera, Noctuidae. The record is from the annotation of a GenBank genome assembly.
CUGAAGAAGUUGCCAGAGAUGUUGAUCUGCUCACAUCGCACGACCACGACUUUGUUACCUUCUAGCAGGACCUUAGCAAUUACUGCGGCCAGGCGGCCCAGGAGAUGGCCACGGCCAUCGAUCACUAUGGCCUAGAACACAAAAAAUCACAGAAGUUAACCGCCGCUGACGUACAGCAUAACCUCAAAAUUUAUAACACUAAUUGAGAUUUCAUUUAUAUUUAACACAAUUUUUGAAGCAGGAAUCUCGGAAUUUCUUGCAAUAUAGCCAAUACGAACGGUGUUGUACAGUAACUCCUUGUAAUUAAAGUUAGACACGAAGAAGCACGUGUGAUGCACGUUCGGUGCAUGUUGUAGAAUUUGUCACACGUUGAAUGUUACUAAAAUGUUAUUAUGUAAAUCACAUUUAGUUUGUCUUUAAGAUUUAUAUUCACUUUAACAAUUUUUAUGGCUUUUAGUUAAUUUUUAAUAUUUUUUCUUCUCACCUUAUUGCUAAAGCCCGUCAUUUUCACGACAACAAAACGGAAAAGGAUAACUUUUUAAAACAAUAUGGCUACCGGACGUUGAGGGACUAAAAAUGUUGCCAUACUAAAAUGAUUUUAUUUUGAAUCGACUAAGCUUCUUCUACUUAUUCUACAGGAUUCGACUAUUCAAGUCAGCUGUUAAAGAAAGAUGACAUAAACAGGUUAAGUUUUAUUUUGACAUUUUUAUUUUGGCAGAAUUCCAAGACCAAGAUUUAAAAAUUACGUGUACUCAAAGCACUGGGUAGAGGGAACUAAAAGCAGCUUUUGCUGAAGAUGUUCUUAAGACCAUCGCGAUAAUUUUGAUAAACAUGGAGAUUCCAUACAGAAAAAUCGCGAUUUAUAUUUUAACUUUCGUAGCCUAUGCGUAUACUGGCAUGGGCUCUAGUAUGUUAAGGAAUUUAAAAGAUGCAGUACUAUCGGCUGAGUCAGUUUUUGGAGAUAUGUUUAAGAAUGUUAUAACAGUGGCUGAAAAGUUCAGGUCGUUACAUGAAGUAUUUGAUGCAGCAGUAGAAGAGGAAUGCAUAUUCAGCUGCCCAGAAGGAUCUAGACCAGUGCGUAAUAGGAAUCAUAUACCUAAGUCAGAUGGUUGUGGAUCCCUUGGCUUUGAGAUUGCAUCAGAAUAUUUGCCAUUAGAAGAAAUGACUAAGUGCUGUGAUAGUCAUGAUAUUUGCUAUGACACAUGUAACAGUGGCAAAGAAACCUGUGAUUUAGAUUUUAAAAGGUGCCUUUAUAACUACUGUGACAGUUAUAAAUCUUUGAAUGUUGCAGGGGAUACUAUUACUAAAGGUUGCAAAGCUGCAGCAAAGUUGUUGUUUACCGGUACUCUAACACUUGGUUGCAAAUCAUACCUUGAUGCUCAGAAAAACGCUUGUUAUUGUCCCCAGCCUAAAAACAAUAAGUAUAAAAAAUAUCCUGGAAGUGGGGACUUAUAAUCAUUUCUGUGACUUUUAUUUCAUCCAAAGAUAUUUUUUGUGAUAUUUAUAGGGUUAUGAAAAACUAAAACUGUUUUUAUUUAUUUAUUGAGAGGGGACCCUAUAUAGUGUGAUAGUCCAAAGUCAUUGUGAAUGUUUGUCGACUCUGAGGAAUUUUUAGUCCAGCUUGUUUUUAUUAAAUAUGUUGUAAGCAUACAUUAUGUAGUUUAAGAUUACAAG